AAACUCCAACCGACUUCAACAACAUAUACAUAUAGUUCACAUUUUUUUAGAAAAUUAUAGAAGCAAGAGAUGGUUGAGCCAACUAUUCCUACAGUUGACCUCUCUCCAUUCCUUAAAGAAAACGAGCAUGGCAACAAAAAGAAAGCUAUAGAAACAAUCACAAAAGCUUGUUCUGAAUAUGGUUUCUUCCAAAUUGUGAACCAUGGUGUUUCUUUAGAUUUGAUGAAACAAGCUAUAGAACUAUCCAAGACAUUUUUUGAUUAUUCAGAUGAAGAAAAGAACAAGAUCAGUCCUUCAUCUAAUGCUCCAUCACUUCCUGCUGGCUAUAGUAGACAGCCUCUUCACUCACCAGACAAAAAUGAGUACUUGCUUGUUUUUCCUCCUGGAUCCAACUUCAAUGUUUACCCUCAAAAUCCUUCUAAGUUUAGGGAAGUGCUUGAAGAACUAUUUGUACAAAUGAGCAAAAUUGGAGUGGUGAUGGAGAACAUCAUAAAUGAGUGUUUAGGUCUCCCUCCCAAUUUCCUCAAGGAAUUUAACCAUGACAGAAGCUGGGAUUUUAUGGCGGCUUUGCGUUACUUCCCAGCUUCUAACGACGAAAAUGUUGGAAUCACUGAGCAUGAAGAUGGCAACUGCAUUACCUUUGUUCUUCAAGAUGAAGUUGGAGGCUUACAAGUCCUUAGGAAUGAAGAAUGGAUUCCUGUUGUUCCUGCAGAGGGAACCAUAGUUGUUAAUGUUGGUGAUGUUAUUCAGGUAUUGAGCAACAAAAUGUUCAAGAGUGCAACACACAAAGUUGUAAGAAAAGGAGAAAAAAGUCGGUACUCUUUUGUAUUUUUCCAUAACUUAAAUGGAGAGAAAUGGGUUGAACCAUUGCCACAAUUCACCAAAGAGAUUGGGGAAGCACCAAAGUAUAGAGGAUUCUUGUAUAAGGAGUAUCAACAGCUGAGGUUAAGGAACAAGACACAUCCACCUUCAAGGCCUGAGGAUGUAAUCCACAUUUCUCAUUAUGGAAUUGAUACCUAGACAAUUGUUUCAUGUGUGGACUCAUUAUAAAAAUAUAUAUCCUUGCCUUGUGAUGGCUUUUCGUCAAGUGUAUUAAAAUUGUCGUUAAGUAAUAAUAUUUAUAUCAUUGCGGAUUA
Messenger RNA from Trifolium pratense (red clover), 1136 nucleotides. RefSeq names its product flavonol synthase/flavanone 3-hydroxylase-like. The transcript has 3 exons. Lineage: Eukaryota; Viridiplantae; Streptophyta; Magnoliopsida; Fabales; Fabaceae. Gene Ontology annotation, molecular function: dioxygenase activity. The record is from RefSeq and is a predicted model, not a curated record. The coding region runs from base 70 to 1020 and encodes 316 amino acids.